Meira miltonrushii is the source of this 4830-nucleotide messenger RNA. Its product is annotated as AAA-domain-containing protein. Gene Ontology annotation, biological process: positive regulation of transcription by RNA polymerase II. Gene Ontology annotation, cellular component: nucleus. NCBI's taxonomy places the organism in Eukaryota, Fungi, Basidiomycota, Exobasidiomycetes, Exobasidiales, Brachybasidiaceae. The transcript is spliced from 2 exons. The record is from RefSeq and is a predicted model, not a curated record. Gene Ontology annotation, molecular function: chromatin binding; ATP hydrolysis activity; ATP binding. The coding region runs from base 284 to 4687 and encodes 1467 amino acids.
AGUUUACCAUCCCAGCAAAUCAUCUGGCUUAUCAAAGGUGUUCACAAGGUGGAUUAGUUUGUUCCAAGCUCAAAGAUUGCACUUUCUUUCGACUCAACUGAUUCUUUCCGGUGGAUGGCAUCGAGCAGGCCGGUUUCGAUUUCAGUGCUAGUUCAACAUAUCAUUCACUCACACUCAAAUUGAUUGUUCGAGAAUCGCUCAUUUCACCAACAGUGCCAAAGCUGCAAUUGGGAAUUGCUUGCAAUAAAGUACAAACAAAGAUUCCUACUCAUUUCGGAUAAAGAUGUCCGGACGCUCAACGCGGAACCGUGGUCAAAUAUCCUAUGCAGAAGAUUACCAAAUGGACGAUGGAGAUGAUUUCGAUGAUGAAGAUCAAGGUCCUGCUCACAGUAAAAGAGCACUUCGAAUAAAAUUAAAAACGAAUGGCAGAGAAACAGAUGAUAACGCUGGCAGUGGACCCGAUGAGGAUGGCGAACAUGAGGAGUACAACGAUGAAGAAGAUGCAGAGGGCUCUGAUGACGCAGGCCAUGCCAGCGAUAGAAGAUCGCGAAGCGGUCGAAGGGUCGCAACAACGUAUAAAGAAGAUGAUGAUGACGACGAGGAUGAUGAUGUAGCUCCAAGAAGACGAAGGCCUGUAGGUAAAGCCAUGGACGGCUUUGUGGUAGAAGACGAAGACGAUGAUGGCGAUGCCGCAUUUGGCUCUAGUCGAAGACGGACAUCUUCGCGUCUAAAAAGGGCAGAUCAAAAGGUCAAACAUCUAGCAGAAAAGAGACAAAAGAAGCAAAGAAGGAGAUCUCAGCUCUCAUCCGAUUACGAAGAUAAUGGAGAUGCAUCUUUGUCUGACGAUGAUGAUGACGAAGAGGAAGGUGAUCCGGAGGAAGAAGAGGAUAGUGAUGAAGCCGGCCCACGCAGCUACAGUCUUCGUAGAAGAACGAAAAAGGUUGAUUAUCGACUCGUGCCUCCACAAGAACCACUCCGAGAUGGAUUUGGCAAAAAGAUUCGAAGCAGACAAAGAUCCGGGCAAGGAAAUACACCCUCUUACGAAUUGGAUGGCAUGGAAAGUCUACCUCGUGUACCUGGAGGAGCUUUGCAGCCAGGCGGCAAAGCAAGGCAGAAUUGGAACGGUCUUCCUUUGUCGAUGUCUGGAAAGGAUUACGAUAAAUUCUUUGGUAUCGAGAAUGAUGAUUCUUCCGAUGACGAUAUACCUAAUUCGAGAAAAGCUGGUGCUGCACCUCCAAAUCUGUUAGGUGGUUCUGCAUCGGGCGGCUUACUUGGUGCCGGAGGGGUUUCCGGUGGUGCUGGUAGUGGGUUAGGACCAGAUCUAGGAGCAGGUCGUGAUGCAGUCGGAAGGAUGAAGGGUACUACAGAACUGGCCGACGUUGAUCCUUUGGGUGUGAACAUGCAAGUCGAUUUCAAUAGCGUGGGAGGUUUAGACAACCACAUCCAACAGCUCAAAGAGAUGGUCAGCUUGCCAUUGCUGUAUCCGGAAGUAUUCCAACGUUUCAAAGUCACGCCACCGAGAGGUGUCCUCUUCCAUGGUCCACCGGGUACGGGUAAGACGUUGGUUGCUCGAGCUCUCGCUGCCAGUUGUAGCUCUUCCGGGCAACAGAUCAGCUUCUUCAUGCGCAAAGGUGCAGAUUGUCUGUCCAAAUGGGUAGGAGAAGCAGAAAGGCAACUUAGAUUGCUAUUCGAAGAAGCAAAGAAUGCUCAACCUUCUAUCAUCUUCUUCGAUGAAAUUGAUGGUCUGGCACCAGUGCGAAGUAGCAAGCAAGAUCAAAUUCAUGCAAGUAUCGUCAGCACACUAUUAGCUUUAAUGGACGGAAUGGAUGGAAGAGGACAAGUGGUCGUAAUUGGUGCGACAAACAGGCCUGAUAGCGUUGAUCCAGCUUUACGAAGACCUGGACGCUUUGACAGAGAGUUUUACUUCCCACUUCCUAACCGAGAAGCGCGGAAGAGUAUCAUUAACAUCAACACGAAAGAAUGGGAUCCCCCACUAGACGAAGCAUUCAAAGAUCAACUAGCAGAAGUCACAAAGGGCUAUGGAGGUGCGGAUCUACGUGCUUUGUGCACAGAAGCUGCUCUGAAUGCGAUCCAACGCAGAUAUCCUCAAAUUUAUCAAACUACAGAAAGGCUUCAAUUGCAACCUGAAUCGAUCCAUGUGGAUGCUAGAGAUUUCAUGAUGUCCGUCAACAAGGUAGUACCAUCUUCAGCUCGCUCUUCUGGCUCGGCAGCAGCUCCGCUAAAAGAGCACUUGAAGCCAUUGCUUGAGCAAACAGUGCACGUAUCAACCAAUGCUUUAGAUAGGGUGAUGCCACCAACAUCUAAACGUAAUCCACUAGAAGAAGCUCAAUGGGAAGAUGAUGCACCUACUUUGACUGCUGACGGUGGAUUUGGAAGGGAAUUGCUACUACAAUCGUUUGAGCAAUUGCGAAUCUUCAGGCCUAGGUUAGUUCUACAUGGCCGCAAAGGAAUGGGUCAGAGGUAUGUUGGAUCUGCUCUCUUGCAUCAUUUGGAGGGCUUCCACGUUCAAACACUUGAUCCGGGAACUUUGUUGGGUGAUAGCUCGACCACAUUGGAAGCUGCAGUCGUUCAGAUGUUCAAUGAGGCCAAACGUCACAAGCCUAGCGUAUUGUACAUCCCAAACCUGGCUCAAUGGGCAGAUACAGUAACGGAGAGUGCUCGUGCAACUUUCAAAGCAUUGUUGGAUGGUCUAUCCGCAUCGGAUCCAAUCUUGCUUGUAUCAGUCUGUGAGGGCUUAUUCGAGCAUUUGCCGCGCGAUAUCCGAUCUUGGUUCGGUUUCACCAAAGAGAAUCGAGUUCAGGUUGAAAUGCCAGAUGUGCACAAGAGAAGAGGAUAUUUUGAAGAAUUGCUCCAAUACGCCAUCAAGCCGCCAAGUGAAUUUCCAGAUGGAAUGCCAAGAAAGAGACGUGUGUUGGAAGAAUUACCUAUCGCACCACCUCGUGAACCUCGUAAGCCAACUGUGGCCGAAUUACGUCAACAACAAGCCGAUGAUGCAAGACUAUUGGAACAUCUGAAGUUCCGAUUGGGCCCAGUAUUGGCAGAAUUGAAGAAGAAAUUUCCUCGAUUCAAACGUGACGUCUGGCAAGAAUACAAUUUGUAUGAUCUUACCCAGCAAUUUGAAUGGAAAAAGGAAAAGAAUCGAAUUAUUGUCACUUUGCUGUACGAACCUGAUAGUCAACUUUUACAACGACUACAAGCACAAGCAGCAGCUGACGGGGAUGCGAAUGGCUACCGAAAUGGAGCUAGUGGCAGUCGUGGAGUGAGCGUGGAUCCCAAUCAUCGUGAAGCUGCACCUGCAGUACCAGCACAAGAGGUGGAAAGCGUCUCGACAGCCGUUGCUACUAACGGAUUCGGGGAACAUCCCGCUCAAGAACAAGCACAAGCCCAGGCUCAAUUAAUGGUGGAUCCAAGCACUUCUGCCGUUGCUACCAAUGCUGGUGAAGCAGUUGAUCCGGUCGCACUUGGAGGUCUUGCUGCUGCAAUGACUGGCGACUUUUCUUCUUCAAAUCCACCCGUAGUUUCCACAAUUCCUUCUGGAUUGGAACAUUUCAGAAGAGAUGAGUCUGGAUUCUUUGUUCGUGAUUUACCAAUUUGGACUGUUAACUUGGAAAAGAUGCAAAAGAGAUUGUAUUACAACGGCUAUCUAACGGUGGAAGACUUUAUCGAAGAUCUCGGAAGAAUCGUUUCAAAUGCAGAAGAAGCACAAGAAGUUGAUGAAGAACGAUUGACAAGAGCACAACAAUUACGCAAUUUGGCAGUCAUCCUGAUCGAUUCACACAUUGAUGCCGAAUUCCGUGCAAGUUGUGAAAGAAUGGCAGCACGAAUGUUGCAACGGGAAGAAGAGGCUAAGAGAGAAGCAGAAAAGGAAAAGAAACAGAAGGAGGAAGCGGCAAAGAUGCCAAAAGGCGAGAGGCACUCCUCUAGAUUGCACGGAGAAGCACCACAAGUAAGCUCAUUAGCCGAAUUGGCUGCUCUGGAACGCAAGAGAAGUAGACCGAGUGAUGAGAUAAUGCAUGAUGCCAACAAUGCUGCCUCUUCUUCUCAUGCCAUUGAUGAAGAUGCUCGUAAGAAGGCAAAACUUGAUGAAGGACGUCUCAAUGGAAGCGACACCAAUAUGCACGUACCUGAUGCUGCUUUAGCUUCAGGCCAACUUUCCGGUCUCGAUCGGACUCAAGGCCCUUCUCAGCCACAGCAUGUGAUCUCUUCUCUACCUGCUCAUAUGAACGGCUACCCCAACAGUUCCUCCUCUUCUCAAGAGACAGUUCUCUCUGGUCACGCGGUCGCUGCUGCUGCACAAUUGAACCAUGCUCAUUACAUACCCGCACCUGCAGGCAGUAAUGAGAGUGUUUUAUCGCCAAUCGUCAAAGCUGUUGCAACUCCGCCAUCAGCAAACACGCCUCAUCCACCUCUUUCCUACGAUGAAUCAAAGCUACAGGCACUUCAGAAGGAAUUGCUCGAAUCUACUUCUACCUUUUCGGUCGAACAAUUGGAACAAUUGCGCGCUUCUCUGUUCAGCAUUAUCUGGAACCGAAGAAGCGAAUGGGAAAAGAAUGGUUCAUUGACUGAGCUUCUACAAACAGUCAAAGAGAUUUCAAAGGAAGUCAACGCUUUCAACGAUGAAGAGAGACAGCAAGAUUUAGAGGAAAACGAAGCAAGGUUUGUAUAAAUUGUACAUCAAUCACACAAAGCAAAGCACUAUUCAAGCCCAUAAACGGAGUAAAAUUUUACUAUAUUGUAUCUUAAGCAUCUCAAAACUUUUACUCGUACGUACUAUCUUAUACAAACAAUGAAUAUUAAAAUUACACAUAA